UAUGCUAAUGAGAGAAAGGGUUAGUUAAUCACGCUGUAUUGUUUGUGUUAGAAAUGAGUUAAUUAAGUAACUGUAGUGAUAUUUGAGAGAAUAUUUAUUUAUUUAUAAUGCUUAUACACUGUGAAGUUGCCAAAGAUUUUUGUUAGCUUUUAGUUCACUGAUUACUUAUAUGCCAAUUUCUUAAGUUAACAAUGAAUUCCGAAUUGCCGGCGAAAGAAAGUGAUCCAACUCAGAUGAGAGAAGAACUUCAGUCAUGGUGGGAAAUUGCAUCUAUUGCUCAAUAUGUAUCCUUGUUUAGAUUUUCUUUCCAACUUCCUGAAAUUGAAAUAGAAGAGCUUGAGGAUGGGCUCAUAGAGGAUGCAACUGAGGAAGGCAGCUCAUGGUUAAGAAACUUCAUAGUCUCUUUGUUACGUGGCAUUUUAUCUUCCAGAGGAGUGACGUUCCUGUUUUCACCUGUUGGCAUUGGGCAUGUGGACAGCACAGGCUCUCACCUUGCCAUCUCAUCCAGGAAAGAUUUCCCUUAUGAUGCCCAUCUUCCACAUCAGCCUUGGAAUUUUAUCUUCAUGCAAUAA
Molecule: messenger RNA, 572 nt
Organism: Stegodyphus dumicola
Lineage: Eukaryota; Metazoa; Arthropoda; Arachnida; Araneae; Eresidae
Biological process (GO): chromatin remodeling
Cellular component (GO): CERF complex
Molecular function (GO): protein binding
Source: RefSeq, a predicted model, not a curated record